AUGGCACAACUUCCUCCUAAAAUCCCAAACAUGACACAACAUUGGCCUGAUUUCUCAUCCCAAAAGCUCUCUCCAUUCUCCACCGCAACCACAGCCGCUACAACUGAUUCAGCCGCCGUACAAAACCCCUCAUGGGUCGACGAAUUCCUCGACUUCUCAGCGUCUCGCCGCGUCAACCACCGUCGUUCAAUAAGCGAUUCCAUCGCGUUCCUCGAGGCUCCUAUCGUCGCCAGCAUCGAGGACCACCACCACUUCGAUAGGUUCGACGACGAACAAUUCAUGUCCAUGUUCAACGACGACGAUGACUUACAAAACAUCAAACCUUCCCAUAACAACAACAAUGUGGGACCCACAGGCUCUUCCUCGAAUACAUCGACGCCGUCCGAUCACAACAGCUUUAACGACGACAACAAAGAACCAUCAUCCGGUCAGAACAUUAGAGAUAAAAACAACAAGAAUAACGACGAAGUCCAGAGCCAAUGCAAGACGGAGCCAGAGGAUGGUACGGAGUCGAAUAACAAUUCCUGCGAUAGCUCCGGCAACCGGAUUCUCGAUCCUAAAAGGGUUAAGAGAAUAUUAGCAAAUCGGCAAUCAGCACAGAGAUCAAGGGUGAGGAAACUACAAUAUAUAUCGGAGCUCGAACGUAGCGUCACUUCAUUGCAGGCGGAAGUGUCAGUGUUAUCGCCAAGAGUCGCGUUCUUGGAUCACCAGCGUUUGCUUCUCAACGUCGACAACAGCGCUCUCAAGCAACGAAUCGCUGCUUUAGCUCAAGACAAGGUUUUCAAAGACGCACAUCAAGAAUCAUUAAAGAGGGAAAUAGAGAGACUUCGAGAAGUGUAUCAACAACAAAGCCUUAAGAAAAUGGAUAUUGCAAAUCAUUCACCGGCGACAGGAGCCGCUGCUACAUCGACCGUCGACAUCAACCCGUCUAUUGAACAAGAGCAGCUCCUCAAUUCACUUCUGCAAAUUCUAGAGACGGAACUGUGGUGCGUGGCGAUGAACAACGCCGAGGAUUCGGCACUUCAAACGGCCAUCGACUGGGCCUGUGGUCCCGGAAGCGCCGAUUGCGCCGGGAUCAACCAAGGCGGACCUUGCUACGAUCCGUCUGAUAUCCUGAAGAUGGCGUCGUAUGUUUUCAAACAACUAUUACCUGAAGAACGGCCUCGCCGAUGA
Messenger RNA from Microthlaspi erraticum, 1173 nucleotides. NCBI's taxonomy places the organism in Eukaryota, Viridiplantae, Streptophyta, Magnoliopsida, Brassicales, Brassicaceae. The record is from the annotation of a GenBank genome assembly.